ACUAGCGGGUUCCGGCGCAAGUCUGAAAGUCUGCAGAUGUCGCGUAACAAAUUGGUGCCAGCUCUUUUCAGGGCAAGCUCGGAAAAUAUCAAGAGAACAAUUAUUUCCCCUUGGAGAUUCCGGUCGACGGGCGCAUCCACCCAGCGCGGGGAACUGAGAGAAAAGGAGCCGCAGUUAAAUGAGUGCGCCUUGGUGAAAGCGGUCCAGGUCGAGCUCAUAAGCCAAACAAAAAAUGCAAGAAACGUCCAGGAAAAUAACAUCACCGUUGACUUCGACAACACAGCAGAAGCAUACAAAAGCAAAGAUAACAUAGAAUUGCUGAGAAGUCUUCUGGUCUUCAAGCUGUGCACGUUUGACUUCCUUGUUAACAAAAACAAAGAGUUAAUGGAUCUCUGUAAGAAAGUCCUCGGCCAGCGGCUGUUUGAGAGUCUGAUGAAGAUGACUUUCUAUGGGCAGUUUGUGGCAGGGGAGGACCACAACGCCAUCAAACCUCUGAUUCAGAAGAAUCAGGCCUUCGGUGUCGGGGCAGUACUGGACUACAGUGUGGAAGAGGACUUAACACAAGAAGAAGCGGAAAAAAAGGAGAUGGACUCAUGUGUGUCUGAGGCAGAAAAGGAGAGUCCAGAUGAUUAUCAUCGUGAAAAAAAGUACAAGGCCCAUCGUCAGUUUGGAGACAGACGCGGGGGUGUGAUCAGUGCCCGUACCUACUUCUAUGCAGAUGAGGCCAAAUGUGACAACCAAAUGGAGACUUUUAUAAAUUGCAUCAAAGCAUCUGGAGGGAGCUCUGCACAUGGAUUUUCUGCCAUUAAAAUGACUGCGCUGGGUCGUCCACAAUUCCUUCUCCAGUUCUCAGAAGUCCUUGUGAAAUGGAAACGGUUCUUUAAGCUUCUCGCAGCACAACAAGGGAAGUCUGGAAUGACAGCUUUAGAGCAAAAACUGGAAUUUGAAGAACUCAAGGAGAGUUUGACUAAGCUAGGUGUUGGAGCCAAGGAUGACAUCGAUAACUGGUUUACUGGAGAGAAACUGGGCUCGUCAGGCACAAUAGAUUUGCUUGACUGGAAUAGCUUAAUAAAUGAUACUACAAAAAUGUCCAGCCUGCUUAUGGUCCCAAACCUAGAGACUGGUCAGCUGGAGCCUCUGCUGAACAAAUUUACUGCUGAGGAGGAGAGGCAGAUGAAGCGGAUGCUUCAGAGAGUUGAUGUUCUGGCAAAGCAUGCUGUGGAGAAUGGGGUUAGGCUAAUGGUGGAUGCCGAGCAGACUUACUUCCAGCCAGCCAUAAGUAGACUGACCCUCGAAAUGCAAAGAAAAUUCAACAGAGAAAAGCCCAUUAUUUUCAACACCUACCAGUGUUACCUCAAGGAAGCCUAUGAUAACUUAACUGUGGAUGUUGAGCUGUCAAGGCGGGAGGCGUGGUAUUUUGGUGCCAAACUAGUCCGUGGAGCAUACAUGUACCAAGAGAGGGACAGGGCUAAGGAAAUAGGCUAUGAAGACCCCAUUAAUCCUGACUACGAGGCUACUAAUAGGAUGUACCACAAAUGUUUGGAAUAUGUACUGGAGGAGAUUGAGCACAGCAGGAAGACCAAUGUGAUGGUUGCCUCCCACAAUGAAGAUACAGUGAAAUUCACCCUAAAAAAGAUGAACGAGAUGGGCCUUUCACCCACUGAGAAUAAAGUUUACUUUGGACAGCUGCUGGGCAUGUGUGACCAGAUCAGCUUCCCACUAGGUCAAGCAGGAUUUCCUGUCUACAAGUAUGUUCCAUAUGGUCCAGUCAAUGAGGUCAUUCCCUACCUCUCACGCCGUGCUCAAGAAAACAGUGGCUUCAUGAAAGGAUCUCAGAGAGAGCGCAGCCUGCUGUGGAAGGAGCUGAAGCGCAGGCUGCUCAGUGGUCAGGUCUUCUAUAAGCCUGUAUACUGAGUCACACACACAUUUAGUUUGUAGUAUUUCUAUAAGCAUUCCACUGUCUUUAUUGUACUUGGAUGCAGUACUCUUAGGAAGGCCAGGGCUUUUCUUGUGCAUUUGUGUCUUUGUAUAAAUCACAUACAAGAUGGCGACAGAUGUACUCUUAGGCCAUCUUACACGCCAUCUUACAAUGCUGUGAAUGCAACUACUCCCCAAUCGUCUGUGAAUAAUACACAUGGCCAUUAUAACGCUAGAUAAUGGUCACACCAAUUUGCAUAUGAAACUUAUCGUAAUCCGGGUAAGAAAAUCGUGGUAAUCAUGGAAAAUGUGUCGGUGGGGAUGUUGUCAGCUCAGUGGUACAGUGUCAAACCUUAAGUACUGCUCAGUAUGUGUUGGUUUACAGUAAACAUCAACAAUCAAAGCCACCUAGCCAUUGGUUCAGAUUGGUGGAUGACACCUUAGUUAAAAUUAAAUCGAAGGCAGCCUAUUCCGUUGCCUACCAACGCGGGGAUCGCUGGUUCGAAUCUUCGUGUUACCUCCAGCUUGGUCGGGCAUCCCUACAGACACAAUUGUCCAUGUCUACGGGUGGGAAGCCGGAUGUGGGUCUGUGUCCUGGUCACUGCACUAGCGCCUCCUCUGGUUGGUCGGGGCAUGUGGUCAGGAGGGAGGGGGAACAGGGGGGAAUGGCAUGAUCCUCCCACGCACCAUGUCCCCCUGGCGAAAUUCCUCACUGUCAGGUGAAAAGAAGCAGCUGGUGACUCCACAAGUAUCGGAGGAGGCAUAUGAUAGUCUGGUCUGCAGCCCUCCCCAGAUCGACAGAGGGGGUGGAGCAGUGAUCGGGACGGCUAAGAAGAGUGGGGUAAUUGGCCAAGUACAAUUGGGAGAGGGGGGGGCCCUAACCCGAACACCCCCCCCCCCCAAAAAAAACCCUCAGGAUGUACCACAUUUCACCAACCACAUGAACUCUGCGGACAACCACAUCAAGUUCACCAGGGAGGAUGUCAAAAAUGACAGGUUAGCCUUCUUAGACUGUGAAAGUGCAAUUGGUGAUGGGGGACAUGUGAUUGUUGGUGUUUACCAUAAAGCAACACACACUGAUCAGUACUUAAGGUUUGACUCUCAUCAUCCACUGGAGCACAAACUAGGAGUCAUCAGGACACUGUACCACUAAGCUGACAACGUCCCCACUGACACAGUGGCCGGGAAAGGGAAGGAAUCCCAUAUUAAAUGGGCCCUAGUUAAUUGUGGUUAACCUACGUGGGCGUUUGUCAAAGCCAGGAAGAUGUCCAAACAGUGCACCAGCCGAUCGAAGAGAGGAGAAGGACAACAGCUGCCUUAGCGUAAACCAGUGGUGAUUCUGUAUGCAUCGGGAGUGUCAGAACAGUUUUGACUCGUACUUUCCAAACACCGCAUCUCAGUUGCUUUCAAACCCCAAAACAUGCUGCGCCAUAAAUUGGUUCACCCCAAGGAUCAGGUCCCCCGGCACAAGCAGAGCAAUAUAGUGUACACUGUUAAGUGUCACGAGGAUUGGCGUGACAUGUACAUUGGGGAAACUAAACAGACGCUGGCCAAGAGGAUGGCACAAUACAGAAGAGCUACCACGUCAGGCCAGGACUCCACAGUCUACACCCAUCUACAGGCCAGUGGCCACUCUUUCAAGGGUGAGGAUGUGCACAUCCUUGAUAGUAAGGAACGCUGGUUUGAACGAGGAGUUAAAGAGGCCAUUUGUGUUUAGAGGGAACGUCCAUCCCUGCACCGGAACUGAGGGGGGCCCUAUGAGUACAUCUAUCACCAUCUUACAAUGCUGUGAUUGCAAACCAUUCCCAAAUCCUCUAUGAAUAGUACACAUGGCAAUUGAAACUCUAGUUAAUGGUCACGCCCAUAUUUGCAUAUGAAACAUCGUUGGUUUCAGUCGUUAUGCAACUGUAUUGUUUAUAAGGGUGGGGAUACCUGCAGUCAGUUUAGAGGUCAUUUAGAUGAGUGAUGAAACGUAUCUGUCAAUAAACACUGUAUCUAGAUGAACUAAUUCAACUUUCUUUGUUCCCUGUAGGGGGUAUUAACUUAUUGUAUCACGGUCCUUACUUAUGUAUAGAUUUUGCGUUUCUGUAAUUUUUUUUGGAUGUUUCAGUUAUUUUGUGGAAAAGUAGGGUUUACUGUCUAAAGAUGUGGUUUUGUCAUUUAUAUUUGUAUUCCUUUGAUCAAAUUCUUUAACAGCUUUGAAUUGACAGGAUUAACUUUGUCAGCUCAAUGGCUUCCACUGUCUCAUCUCUAUGAAAGACUGUACAGAUUGAAAUAAAUUACACACAUCAUGAGUGGGGUUUUUUUUUUGUCUUGUGUUGUUUUGUUUUUUUUUGUUUUUUUUACUGGCAGUGAUUUGUAACAGUGUAGGUGCAACAUGAUUAUCAAAUCAGUCUCAUUAAAUCAACCUGAUAAAGUUAUUAACCAGUGAUUUUGGUGUUUACAAUUUUAUAAUUAAACUG
Messenger RNA from Lampris incognitus (smalleye Pacific opah), 4379 nucleotides. It is a transcript of the gene prodha, whose product is annotated as proline dehydrogenase (oxidase) 1a. The transcript has 14 exons. The coding region runs from base 37 to 1914 and encodes 625 amino acids. Gene Ontology annotation, cellular component: mitochondrion. The record is from RefSeq and is a predicted model, not a curated record. Gene Ontology annotation, molecular function: proline dehydrogenase activity; FAD binding. NCBI's taxonomy places the organism in Eukaryota, Metazoa, Chordata, Actinopteri, Lampriformes, Lampridae.